CUGGUGGACAUCAGACUCCAACUCUGAAAUGGAGUGGCAGCACUCCUCUUUCUGGUUCCUCUGAAAGUACUUUUUUUUUUAGUAUAAGAGAACAACUACACAAGAGUGACAAGACCCUUCUUUCAAGACUAUUAAAUGUAAAAAGUGAGGUCCUCUCUAGUUCUCCAUUGCAAUUAACAGAGAGAGAGUGCAGAGGUUUUAGUGAGAAAAAAUGAAGAUCAUGGAAGAGAAGAAAGACAGAGCAGAGUUUGAGGGCUUGAAACCUUUUUGGGGUCUUCCUCCUCCUCCUUCAGUGCUCAAGCCCUUUGUGCAUGGCGGAGUCGCUGGGCUUCUCACAGGCUCUAUGAAUGGGGCAAUAGAGUACUCAGGAUUCCACAUCCUAAAGAACGUCCCUCUCUUUCGAAACCAUCCCACAUAUGUGCCCCGUUGGAUCUUUGUCAAGAUAAUCCCUGGUCUGGUUUUGAUUGAUGCUUUGGCUUAUAGUCAGCUACUUGGAAUUUACGAGAUUCUGAGACGAAGAGCAAUUGCUGCAAAUGAGGGUAUGCAGCCAAGGCUUUAUCAGGAAGCUGCUUGUGGGUUGAUUGCAGGAGCAGCUGGAACAUGUGUCAGCUUUCCAUUGUAUCUAGCGCUUUAUCGGAAGCGGUUUGAAUCUAUGGGGGCUGCUGCAGGGCGGUGGAGACUAAGAAGCAAUUUGUCACAUAUCUUCAGAUAUGGAAGUGUCACAUGGAAGAGGAGAGUUGGGUUAGGCAUGGGUAUGGUUGCUUCCUAUAAGCCAAGUCUCCAUUAUCUCGUGGAAUCUCGGGGUUUUAGUGAAGAGGAUGCAAAAUCUGGUGCAGGGGCUAUUUCAGCAUUGUCUGCUGCUGCAUGCGCUCUACUGGCACCAUAUGCUUGCUCCCUCGUUUUUGCACGUGAAACUCUAAGAUUAAGAGGACCCCUUGGAUUCAUAACAGGACUUUCUGGUCUCUGUUUUCACGAAGCGCCUAAGGUCAUGGUAUUCUGGGCUGUUUUUGAAGAACUCCAGAAAUAUUCCAAACCAUCAAUAGAAUCCGAGCAAUCUUAGCUCUGGCUGUUUUGAAAUGACAACUGAGGUUGGUUUGGCCAAACAUGUAUCAGUUAAUAGUCUUGAAUCGAACUGCGUCAUGUAUUUCCCACUUGAUCCUCACUUUCUGAGGCUAUUACAUAUAUGAUCGUUUUUGCUAGGGGUGAGUUCCCCAAUGGGCCAUUAU
Rosa rugosa (rugosa rose) is the source of this 1226-nucleotide messenger RNA. RefSeq names its product mitochondrial dicarboxylate/tricarboxylate transporter DTC-like. Lineage: Eukaryota; Viridiplantae; Streptophyta; Magnoliopsida; Rosales; Rosaceae. The coding region runs from base 212 to 1060 and encodes 282 amino acids. The transcript is spliced from 4 exons. The record is from RefSeq and is a predicted model, not a curated record.